Sesamum indicum (sesame) is the source of this 1983-nucleotide messenger RNA. The record is from RefSeq and is a predicted model, not a curated record. NCBI's taxonomy places the organism in Eukaryota, Viridiplantae, Streptophyta, Magnoliopsida, Lamiales, Pedaliaceae.
AUGUCUGAAGCUUCAAACCAAAAGGAUCCAGGAUGGAAUUAUGCAUCCUUACCUGAUCCUAACAACACAAAUACUGUUAAGUGUAACUUUUGUGCAAAAGUACACAAAGGAGGGAUUACGAGACACAAACAACACCUUAUUGGUGGUUUUCGUAAUAGCAAACCGUGUCCGAAAUGUCCCGAGCAUGUGAGGGCUGAGAUUAGAGAAUAUGUGGAAAAAAAGAAACAACUGAAAGACCAGAUGGAUGCAAUACCACAUUUUGAUGAUAUUGCUGAAGAACAAGAGCAGUGGAACUGGGAAACUCAAAUAAAAGAUAUUAGUCAUGGCAAGCGUCCAUCUGAAGGAGGCUCAUCUACUCAAUCUUUCUCUGUUGCACAAAAAAUACAACAAAGAAAGCCAAGAUCAAUGGAUCCUAUUGACCUAUAUUUUAUGAAAGAUGCUGAUGAGGUAGUGAAACAAAGGAAAAACAUAGACGGUGGGAAGUUGUUUGAUGAGAAUAGGAAGAAAAUGGGGGAGUAUGCCGUACAAAAGUUUUGUCGGUGGAUGUACGAUACCGGGAUCCCAUUCAACACCGUAAGAGCAGAUAGUUUUGGACCAGCAAUUGAAGCUCUUGGCCAAUUUGGCCCUGGUAUGAAGCCCUCUAGCUAUCAUGAGGCUAAAUACAGUUGCACGUUAAUGGCAAAUGGUUGGACUGAUACAAGACAAAUGAGGCUCAUUAAUUUUUUGGUGAAUAGCCCAAAAGGAAGCAAAUUCAUAGAAUCUGUGGAUGGAUCAUCGUAUGCUCAUACGGGCGAAAAAAUGUUUGAGUUGCUAGAUAAGUAUGUGCAACUUGUUGGGGAGAAAAAUGUGAUUCAAGUGGUCAUAGACAAUGCAAGCGCAAACGUUUUAGCUGGAAAAAUAUUAGAAGCAAAAUACCCACAUUUAUACUGGUCGCCUUGUGCAGCUCAUUAUAUAGAUUUGAUGUUUGAAGAUAUUUUCAAACUUCCUAAUUUGAAAAAGACAUAUGAGCGGGGUGUGAUGAUUAAUGCCUACAUAUAUAAUAGGCCACCUCUCUUAGAUAUUAUGAGAGAUUUUACUAAGAGUAGAGAGAUGGUUAGGCCAGCAAAAACUCGCUUUGCCACUGCAUUUCUAACUUUGAAGCGAUUCCAUAUUCAAAAGGGGAAUUUGAGGAAGAUGUUUACAUCUGAACAGUGGACUAAGAGUAGGUAUGCGAGAGAAGCACAAGGCAAAUUAGUAGCAAGUGUCAUUUUGAUGCCUUCCUUUUGGAACCAUGUCCUUUACAUUAUUAAAAUUGCUGGUCCACUAGUCAAGGUGCUUCAAUUGGUAGAUGGUGAAAGAAAACCACCAAUGGGUUAUAUUUAUGAAGCCAUGGACCGAGCCAAGGAAGCUAUUGCUGCUUCAUUUUCCAACAAUGAAGAGAAGUAUAAAGAUGUGUUUGCAUUGAUUGAUGCUAGAUGGAAUGUUCAACUUCAUAGGCCUUUGCAUGCAGCUGGUUACUACUUGAACCUAGAGUUCUUUUAUGCACAUCCUAAUAUAGAACAAGAUACAGAGCUUCAUUCUAAGAAAAGAAAUAAAUUUGAGCAAAAACGCCUCAAUGAUUUAGUUUUCAUCAAGUAUAAUAGAACUUUGAAGAGGCGAUAUGAUGCACGUGAUGCAAUAGAUCCUAUUAUUUUGGAUGAAAUUGAUGAGAGUAAUGAGUGGUUGUUAUGGAGAUUGACUCUUGAUAGUGAUGAAGAGAAUGCUACAGUAUUUGAAGAUAAUGACUUGACUUGGGGUGAUGUUGCACGAGCUGCCGGGGUUGAUGAAGAUGCUUAUAGUUUGCGAUCUCAAUCUACAAUAGAACCAAGGGAAGAAGAAGAGGACGAAGAAGAAAACUUCAAUGAUUUUGAAGAAGAGGCUGAGUAUAUAUCUACUGACGAAAAUGAAAAUAAUGGAAAUGAAAGUGAAGAAUCUGAAGAUUAUCUAGUAGAAUCAGAUGAUUAG